CACCAUUACUAUUUCCAAGGCCAGGUGAGUAGAUAUAGGAACCUUUCUAGCACGUGCGAAUGGUAUAAAUUGCCCGUCACGUGCCACUGCUACCUCAAUCCAAUCAACUGAAUCUGGGAUCAGCUUCUCCUUUCAAACCAGAAAAAGAAUUGUAAUGAAAUGAAUAUUCCUCUUCCGUCGUACCCGCUUUUCUAAAUGGCUAAGACGGAGAUGACAAAAGCAAGUAUUGAAAUUCAUGAGAGGGAAAGAAAUCGAGGCUCCAUUGAAUUUAAUAAAGCGGUUCCUAAGUUUUUGGUGCAGCUACCUAACAAGCUUCAAAGUUGUCUGAAGUCUCAGCUCAAGAGAUUUGCUAAAGAAGAUGGACAACAUUCACUGAUUAGUUCUGACUCUAAAUGGGGAAAGGAAGCACUUGCUUCUUCUGAAGCUGAUUUGGAGAAGCAAUUGCAAGCAUGGAGAGAAAAUCCUUCAUGGGCUGAUCCACGUUCAGAAGUUAAGGUCAGUGUGCCAAAAGGUUCUCUUUGCAAUCUUAAAGUAAAUGUCAAUGUUGGGCUGCCUCCUGAUGCAAUCUAUAACAUAGUUACUGAUCCUGAUAAUAAGAGGGUUUUUAAAAACAUUAAGGAAGUGAUAUCUAGAAAAGUUUUAGUCGAUGAAGGUCACAGACAGGUGGUUGAGGUGGAGCAAGCAGCUUUAUGGAAAUUUCUUUGGUGGUCGGGAACCAUCUCUGUUCAUGUUUUAGUUGAUCAAAACAGAAAAGAUCGCUCAAUGAAGUUCAAGCAAGUAAAAACAGGGUUUAUGAAAAAAUUUGAAGGCUGCUGGAGAGUGGAACCUUUAUUUGUUGAUGAAAAGACAUGCUUUCCCUUCAAACCCAAGACAUGGGAGGAAUAUUGCUCAUGCACUGGAGGCAAAGGAAGGCUUGGUUCAAAGGUGAGCUUGGAGCAGCUUAUUCAGCCAGCCAUUGUUCCACCUCCACCCAUUUCCUGGUAUUUAAGAGGUAUUACCUCCAAAACCACUGAGAUGCUGAUAAAUGAUCUGCUUGCUGAAGCUGCCAGAAUCAGAGGUGAUUUGGGUCCUCAAAAAUCUAACAAAGAAUCUGAAUCAUCUCAAGAAAUACUUUCUGAAGUUGAUAAUGUUCAUGAUAUAAAAACAAGAUGGGCCAUGCGUAGGAGAAAUGCAAAACUAUAUCAUCGGAAACAACUGACGGCUAAUUGAUUUCUAUGUAAUUUAGUAUGUAACUUUAUUAAGCAGUUUGUAUUUCAGAUACUGUGGUAUGGAAAUGAAUUUUUAUUUUUUUUA
This is a messenger RNA of Humulus lupulus (European hop), 1293 nucleotides long. RefSeq lists its product as uncharacterized. The transcript is spliced from 6 exons. Lineage: Eukaryota; Viridiplantae; Streptophyta; Magnoliopsida; Rosales; Cannabaceae. The record is from RefSeq and is a predicted model, not a curated record. The coding region runs from base 196 to 1209 and encodes 337 amino acids.